AUCAGGUGGCUGGAAAGAGUAGGGGUGCCAAAUUUGUACUUCUGUAGACACGGGCUUCCCGUUUCUGGGUUUUUUUUGCGGGAGUCACGAAGAUGAUGGAUGCGCUGUCGGUGGUGCGCCAGCUGCGGGACCUGGCCUCAGAGCCGCAGAACCGGGGAGUGAUCGUCCAGGACCAGGGCUGCCUCCCAGGACUGGUCCUCUUCCUGGACCACAAGGAUCCAGACGUGCUGUUCGCUACUCUACAGACCCUGCGUUACUUGGCAGAGUUGUCUCCCAACAUUCCCACCAUGAAGAAUGAACUGGGUAUGAUGGUGAGCUUGGAGAAUCUUAUUGGAAGAGAGGAUCUGUCUGUUGACAUCAAAGCUUUGGCUAAAGAGGUGUAUAACAUUCUGAGUGCACCUGUUAAUCCUGCACCCCGCACAGACGGAGGGAGAAAGAAGUCUCAGUUCUUUAUUAACUCCUCCAACAAGAAGGCCAAGUCUGUCACGUUGCACAUUCAGGGGUUGGACAACACUCAACAACGAAGCGUGUGUGAGGAGGCUCUUCUCAAAGUCAAAGGAGUGAUCAGCUUCACUUUCCAAAUGGCCUCCAAGAGAUGCACAGUCCGCAUCCGUUCAGACCUGUCCACUGAGAGUCUCGCAACAGCCAUUGCUGCCACUAAGGUGUUAUCAGCGCAGCAAGUAGUGAAAAAUGAGGCAGGAGAAGAGGUUUUUAUCUCUCUGAAUUCUUGUGGAGUGGAGCCGGCAAAAAACACAGCUCUCCCCGAUUACCUCCCAGAGGAAGAGGAAAGCACAGAGAUGGAGGUCGACCGAGCGAUAUCACGCACAGCAGCUAAGGAGGACUCCAGUGGCAGCUGGCUUAAUGCUGCUGCCGGUUUUCUUACAAAAACAUUUUAUUGGUGAAGUGCUGGGAUACACAUGGACCUACUGUUGCCCAGCUGUGCGUCUCCUUGUUGCUGGAAAAGAAAUGAUUGGGAUUGCACGGUGAAUUUUUCAAUUCAUGUAACUACAACUUCCUAAGUCACACAAGUAGAUCCAUCAAAUCUGCAAAAACAUUUACUACCGAUGUUUUGGUAUUAGACCUCGUAAAAAAAAAAACUAAAAAACAUCUUCAAUAGGAAGUGACAGUAAGUGUUCAACCAGUCACGUUCUUCAAACAUAAGUCAAGACUUAUAAGGAAAUCUACAUUUGAAAAUCCUCUGUUGCCUGAAAUCUCUUUUCAAACUGUUUUUCCAUGUAAGUAAUUGUAAAGAUCUUGCUGCUUUUCUACAGUUCAAACCUAAUUUCCUGCUGUUUUAUGCUGAAAUAAAUGUACAAAUUAUUA
Molecule: messenger RNA, 1323 nt
Organism: Cololabis saira (Pacific saury)
Lineage: Eukaryota; Metazoa; Chordata; Actinopteri; Beloniformes; Belonidae
Gene: armc1l
Product: armadillo repeat containing 1, like
Exons: 7
Coding region: 93-902 (269 amino acids)
Molecular function (GO): protein binding; metal ion binding
Source: RefSeq, a predicted model, not a curated record